CUUUCCUUGUCCGCCAAUCCGACAGAGUGAAGAAGCGUACCGAAAGAAGCAUGCUCAUAAUGUCAGAAACCAGACAAAAGAAAUGGUUCCUCCUCAUUCCUCAAUCCUCAUCUAUCUAUGGUCCAUCUUUUUCAAACCCAACUAUUUUACCAUUCCCUUUCAAAGCAAAAUCAUCCAAUUUUCACAUCCCAACAAACCCAUUUUUACCAUUUGAUGAGACCAUUCAAUCAAACCCAUUAACCAUAACCUUCCUCUUCCCACAAUCAUCCCUCAGACAUGGCUACUUUCUCCAUGGCUGAAACCACUAGCACCAGCGGAUCAUCAUCUUCAUCGUCCCCAAUUAUUAACUUGGCUCCUGACCAUCUCUUCACAAUCUUACUUCUACUUCCUGUAGAUUCGAUUCUCUCGUUUUCCAUGACCUGCAAGAGAUUCAGGUCCUUGACAAGUUCUGAUAGUCUUUGGGAGUCAAUUUGCAAGAGAGACUGGGGAUCCACAUCAGUUGAUGCCCUUAAGUCUUCUGCCAAUAAUCAACACUUGCCAUGGAUGAAGUUGUACAAGCAGGUCUCACAGCUUGACUCAAUUUCUUGCCAUAAAUUGUCUGAUCCAGAUCCUGAAUCGGUGCUUCCUAGCCCCAGGGCUUCUCACUCUCUCAAUUUUGUGUCUGAUUGCUUGGUUUUGUUUGGUGGUGGCUGUGAAGGAGGACGCCAUCUUGAUGAUACAUGGGUGGCAUAUGUAGGGAAUGGUUUUCAAAAAAUGUUCAAGUGGCAGAAGGUUGGUUCAGGAGUUCCAAGUGGAAGAUUUGGGCAUACAUGUGUUGCUAUUGUCCAUCACCUUGUUCUCUUUGGAGGGAUUAAUGAUUGUGGGAUCCGUCAAAAUGAUACAUGGAUUGGGCAACUAGUCUUUAGUGAUAACCUUUGUAUCUCACUCUCAUGGAGGCCACUCAAUGUACAAUCCCUUGCACCACCACCACGAGGGGCUCAUGCAGCCUGUUGUUUUGAUCAAAGGAAGAUGGUUAUCCAAGGAGGAAUUGGGUUGCACGGCGUUAGAUUGGGUGACACUUGGGUUUUGGAACUUUCAGAAAACCUUUGUUUUGGAACAUGGCAUGAAAUUGUUGCUCAUCCAUCACCUCCACCUCGUUCAGGACACUCUUUAACCAGCAUUGGGCAAACUGGAAUGGUUUUAUUUGGUGGAAGAGGUUUGGGUUAUGAGGUUUUAAAUGAUGUUUGGCUCUUGCAGACAUUUGACUCUCAGCUAAAAUGGGUGCAGUUACGCUUUGAAUUGCAAAACAUACCUGAAGGAGUCUCGCUCCCAAGAGUUGGUCAUUCAGCUACACCAAUUUUGGGAGGUCGGUUGCUAAUCUAUGGAGGUGAAGAUUCAUACAGACAUAGGAAGGAUGACUUUUGGGUGUUAGAUAUUAGUUCAAUUGUAUCCACUCAAGUUCAGCCAACAGCAUUGCAUGCAAAAAUGUGGAAAAGGCUGAAGGCAAAGGGUUAUAAACCCAAUCGCAGGUCUUUCCAUCGAGCCUGUGCUGAUCAUUCAGGGCAUCAUUUGUAUAUGUUUGGAGGGAUGGUAGAUGGCUUACCUCAACCUACUGAAGCGUCCGGGUUGAGGUUUGACGGGGAGCUCUUCCUCGUGGAACUUUGCUUUAAACAAGAAUAGAAAGGUACUAGUCCAUCAUGCUGUACUUGCAGAAUCUCUCCUAUUAUAGGCUUAAGGCAUUUCUCAUGUAUCGCAUUAGUUGCUGUCCAUAUGUUUCAUGCAUCAAUCUUUAUAGUAAUAAGUGGCUUCUAGGACUUGUUUACGAUGUUGAAAUAAUUCUCUAGAGAUAAAGGAAACUUUAAUAGAAUUCGAUAGCAUAAUGCCUGCCCAUUGUAGUAGAUAUUCUAUAUACAUCAAAGUAAUGUCUCUUGUGUACAGCAAAUAUGAGCUUUCAUAUACAAUAAAGAAAUAAAAGCUCAUAGAUUAGCUAUUUUCUAUACUAUCCAUGGAGGAGCUUUCUAUACUUCAAUAUAUAUAUAUAGGUCAAAGUGUUCUUACAUUCAAUAUUUCAUUCUAGCUUUGCUCUUUCUAGUGUGGUGGUGCUGCUAGGGAUGUCAGGCGGGCAGGGCGGGUUUUCACGUGUACCCGAUCCGCCCAAACCCUAUUAGAAUGGAUUUGGGCGGAUUCGGGUUUGAAAAAUUUUACCCGUCUCAGAUUCGGGUAGGGUUCGGAAUUAGACUAUCGGAUACCCGUUACCCGAACCCGAUUAAUAUAUAACAAAACUAACCCUAACCCUAACCCUGAUCCAUAAUUCCUUUUUUUCAUUUUCACUACCCUCUCUCCGUCGGCGCCUCUCUCCCUGCUUCCCUUCCUAUAAUUCGUAAUUCCCAAUCGGCCUCUCUCCUCCACUUCAUUGACGACUACUGGCGCAGGCCGGUCACCUAAAGCCCAAUCAGAUAUCACCUUCUCCUCUCUUCUUCAUCCGCCCGUCCGCCAGUCGCCGUAGUAAUGCAGGAGCUCACUGUUCUUCCCCGCCAGUCAUUUGUUUAUACUGCGGUAUUAACGAUUCUUCUCCUCCUAUAAACGACUCAGCUCCUUUCCCUAACUCGGUGAAUCGGAAUCGAGUUUAAUUUUCAGGUAUUGGAAUUCAUUGGAUUGGGAUAUUUUGUUCGUGUUAGGGUUUUGUGAUCUUCUUCUCCCUCAGUCAUCAAUAUCUCCUCUCUCCAGUCGGUAACAUCUCCCACAGUCCCACUUUCCAGUCAACGCCUCUCUCCCCCAUUUCACUGACGAGUGCCGGCAGCCCAAUCGACACCGGCGAUGUCUCCUUUUUCUCCCCAGUCGACGAUAAAUCUUCUCUCUCCCGAUAUCUCCUUCUCUCCCUCCAGUGGCCACAUCUCCCACUUUUCAGUCGGAGACAACUCUUCCCUCUCCCCGGUCGGCAUCGGCGACAUCUCCUUCUCUCUCCUCAGUCGGUGACAUCUACUCUUUCCGAUUGACGCUUCUCUCCCCCACUUCACCGACGACGGCUAGAGACAACCCUUGCCUCUCCACAAUCGGCGUCGGCGAUAUCUCCUUUGCAUGGAAUUCUCUUUAGGUUUGCAAUCAAAUUUUUUGAUAAUCAGAUCUUUUAUGUGCAUAUUGUUAAAGAAUUUUUAGUUGCUAUUAAAGAAUUUUAGAAUUUAUGAACUAUUAAUUUGAUUAUUUGGAUAUUUGCUAUUUGAUUAUUGUUCUCCAAUAUUUCUACUGCUGGGUAUUUCUCCAAUAUUUCUACUGCUGGGUAUUUCUCCAAUAUUUCUACUGCUGGGUUGUGCAUAUCUUAGGAAUAGUUUUAGUUGAAUAGAUAAUUGAGGUUGAUAUUCAGGUUGUGCAAAUUUUCUAAUUCAGGUUGUGCAAAUUUUCUAAUUUAGGGUUUGAUAUUUGGGUUAUAAGAUCUAAAUUUUUAAAUUUUUUUCAUUGAAUUCAAUUAAAAAAAAUCGGAUUUGGUCGGAUUCGGGUAUUGUACGGGUAUUGUUAAACGGAUUUGGAACGGGUACGGAUAGUAAAAUUAAAAUACUAAACGGAUUUGGGACGGGUUCGGAAAUUUUAUAUAUAAUCGGGUUCGGGUUUGGAUACCCUCAAUUUCGCGGGUACCCUACCCGAUUACAUCCCUAGUGCUGCCACUUCUUUAUUUAUUUUUGUUUUAAUUUUUUUUUUGGUUAAAAUAAUGGAAGGAAAGAACUGAACGCAACAAUGCCUAGAAUAGACAACUCCUUUGCGAUCUUGGUCGAAAUUUUUAAGAAAAACCUGUUCAUUAUUUGAUGCACAUGAGUAAUAGUCAUUCAUGCAAUCUGCUAGUGCCUAGUAAUGACUCUGUUGAUGCUUUUGUGAGAGUUUUCAUGGAUUCAAUGUUUGUAAUUACCUCUUGUACUAAGCUCAAGCAUUCUGAUAAUCACUUGGAUGCAUCAGAAUUCUUGGAAGCAUUAUGAUGGGAAGAAAAUUAAAUUAGGAAUUUAUUCAUGGUGAAAAAUAGAAGCUUCAUGAUAGAAGACCUAGUACUAUGAAGAGCUAACUUAAAAAAAGGAAAUGCGGGGCCAGGCAAAAUCGGAAAAAAUUGAAAAAGACCCUUUCGAGUCACCAAAGUGGUUCAAUCAGGAGCUUAUAUAAUCGCAGACCUAGAUGAAAAAGCAAAACCUAGCACAUGGAAUGUUUCUAACUUGAGGAAAUUCUAACAGUAACAAAUAUUCUAAACGAAUGAAGCCACAGUUUUCUUUUGUUUUUCUUUUUCUUUUGUUGAACGCUUGGAUAUUAUUCCUUUUAAUAUUUCAAUAAGAAAGAAAAAUUUUUCUUUCUUUCAGUAAUUCAUUGCCAAAGUCUACAAGGCGACAAGAUCGUAAAGGAUAACCCAAAAGGCAAUUCGUUGCCAAGGUCUGCAAGGCGACAGUAUUGUCAAGGACAACUCGAAAGGCAAUUCGUUGCAUAAGUCACAAGGCGAGAGGAUUGUUAAGGACAACCCGAAAGGCAAUUUGUUGCCAAAGUCUACAAGGGGACAUGAUCAUUAAGGGCAACAUGAAAGGCAAUUCGUUGCCAAAGUCCAAAAGGCGGCAAGAUUGUCAAAGACAACCUAAAAGGCAAUUCAUUGCCAAAGUCCGCAAGGCGACAGGAUCAUCAAGGACGACCUGAAAGGCAAUUCGUUGUCAAAGUGUGCAAGGCGACAAGAUCAUCAAGGAUAACCUGAAAAGCAACUUGUUGCCAAAAUCUACAAAGGUGACAAGAUUGUCGAGGUCAACCUGAAAGGCAAUAUCUUGCCAGAGUCCACAAGAUGAUAGGAUCAUCAAGGACAAUCUGAAAAGUAUUCGCUCAUAAGACUACAAGGUGGUGGGAUCGAUUGAGUCAAAUUGCUUAAGGAUAGAUCUAACAACACAAGAUUAGAGUCCUCAAUACAUCACAAUAAAAAAGGUAAGCAAAUAAACACCAUAACUUUUCUUUCAGUGGAAAAUUUUAAUUUUUUCUCCUAUCCUAUGAAUGAAUAAAUUAAGACAAGGAAGCCUGGGGCAAGAAAGAAGUCAAGACACUAAGUUCAGGUCACAAAACAAUUAAGAUCUACUAUAAUUUUAAACACACAUUAAGUCGAAUAGUAACAAUAAGUUGUCUUCAUUCAUAGACUUCAUCAAUUACAAAAGAUAACAUAAAAGACCAUUAGAAAAUCAUAAGGAGCACACCGUACUAAAGACAAUAUAGAAAGUUUAACUGUCACUUUGAGACCCUUCAAGCAUAGCUUCCAGCUCAUCAAAACCAUCACCAUCUUCAUCCCCAUCACCUGCACCUGGAAGGAAGGAUUGACCAGGAAGAAAGUUAUGCACCCAGUCAAAGUUUUGGCCAGGGUGGCAUUUCUCCAACUCCUUCACUAUGGCCUCUUGGAAAGUAAUGUAUGCAUCAGUAGCUCCAUCCAGCUAUUGCUAAAGAUCCUCUAUCUUCUUCUCAAGCUCCCCCUUUUUGCUAUAGUCCUCAUCUAUCUUUUUCUUGAAAAUGACAUUAUCAAACUCAAGAGAGUUAACUAAGUCUUCAAGAAACUUGAUACUUGACUCACAAUUCUUCAGCUCAGUGCUAAGCAUGGUAUUGGCCAUUUGCAAUUCACCAUACUCACGAUGAUACAUUUAGUAUUGUUCUCUCACAGCAUGUGUGGUAGAAAUAGACUCUAGGCUUAAGGAUAUGGAUCGAAGAAAGAGGUCACCAUCUACCUCACGAUCAAGACGUUCUCGAUCAGCCUCAAAAUACACCCUCUUAUUAAUAGCCCCAGCCAAAUGAUAAUUAUCUUCAACUAUGACUUGAUUGCAGAUGAAGGUAUCAAACGAGGGCGCGGACUGAUCUUCGGAGGCCAUAAUUGGAUUCGGCUCAACCUCUUGGGUAUGUGGAGGCUCAUUUUCCCUCCGUAGGGAAACAGGAGUAAAUUGGGAUCCAACAAUUAUUUUUUCCUUUCGACGACUUGAAUUGACAAUAGGCUUCUUUCUUUUCGCUGCCACCUUUUUUGUCAUCUCAGCAACUAAAUCGCCACCCAUGUCUACAUCUAAAGAAGAGUAUGAACAAGUCAAUAAUAUUCAACACUAACAAUAAGUUUAAAUUUUACCUUUAUCAUUACAGUUAGAGUCCCCAAUCACUUUAGUCUCAGACCAGCGCACCUCCCUUCGAACCGACAUAUCAAUUUCAAAUUUAUCUGAUUGAGAUAUUCCAACAAGCCCUUUAAAAGCUUGUACCUCAGCUUCAAUCCAUUGAAGCACACCACAAAAUUUUUAAACUUUAAUAGACCAAUUUUGAGAAAGAGAUUCCCAAUCUAGUCAUUCUAUAUUUUCAAGCAUAAAAAAUCUGACUCUUCCAAUGCUUGACUGAAGAAGGAAGCCCAACAAACAAUCUAUAAUUGGACUUUGGUGAUAAAUAGUAAAAGUUAUCAUUCCUCCUAUGGAGCAAACCAUACAUGGAAAGAAAAACUCUCACAAAGGGCUCGAUACUAAAUUCUCGACAGAGAGAUCGAAAAGUAACCAAAGUUCUCCAACUAUUAGGGUGAAGUUGAGCCACACUACAACAUGUCAUUGUUAACACAUCAACGUAGAAAGCAUCUAGAGGAAAGCGAAGACCCGCCUUUAAGUUGUAUAGAACCCUCCUUAGUGACUAAGCUACCUUUAGCCAUAGAUUACUUUAUAAUCGUUAAAAAAGGAGAAUGAACCAUUAGGCGAACUGAAACUUCAGCGGUAUAGGAGUUUAGAUCUUCAACAUUGGAGCUCCCUACUGAUGUGAUAGUUUUUAUAUUUAUUUUUAGCACUUUUAAACACAAUUUUAUAGUUAUUUUCUAUGUUUUUAUGUCAAUUUUUAUUU
Molecule: messenger RNA, 6825 nt
Organism: Manihot esculenta (cassava)
Lineage: Eukaryota; Viridiplantae; Streptophyta; Magnoliopsida; Malpighiales; Euphorbiaceae
Product: F-box/kelch-repeat protein At1g51550
Exons: 2
Coding region: 277-1659 (460 amino acids)
Molecular function (GO): protein binding
Source: RefSeq, a predicted model, not a curated record